UGGUGCUCAGAGGGAGGAGGAGGAAAGAGAUAAGUGAUCUAAAGGGGAGAGGAUAGGACAAAAAGUGAUAAUGAUGAAUACAUUGCAAAGUUUUUUGUCCCUGACGAGGGUGGCAGAUUGAAUGGCCUGUGCGCAUGUGCGAAGGUGUCCAACAAACUGACAAUGCUUGUGAGAUGAAGAUAGUGUUGUUGCUGCUUCUGGGCUCACGGAGGACGAGAGGAAUCUACAAGCCGACAAGAUGAGAUCCAAGGCUAGGGCAAGAAAACUGGCCAAAACUGACAUUGAGCCAGUUGACAGCAUGCACGAGACAGAGGCCCACCUCCUGGCGGGAGGGGGUGAGAGUGGGGAGGAGGAGACCGAGGAUAGCAUCAUGUCCCCCAUCUCCGUAGGACCCCUGUCCCCGCACCCCUACAACCACCACCACCAUCCCAGCCACCAUCAUCACCACGAGAUCCCCUCCACGCCCAAGGAAGGCUCGCCCUACGAGGUGCCCAUCUACAUUCCCGGCGACAUUCCCAUCCCCAGCGACCUGGAGCUGCGCGAGUCCUCGGUUCCCGGAGCGGGCCUGGGGAUAUGGGCCAAAACCCGGAUCGGGAUGGGAGAGCACUUUGGACCUCACAGCGCACUGCAGAGUGCCACGGUCAAAGACAGCUCCUUCGGAUGGGAGCAGAUGCUGAAUGACCACGAGGUGAUGUCCUCUCCGGAGAGCUGCAUCAAAAAGGUGGUGGAUGAGAUGGGCAACGUCAAGUUCUGUCUGGACGAAGGCUCAGAGCCCGGUGGGACCUGGCUCAAGUAUGUACGCACUGCCAUCUCCUUUGAGGAGCAGAACAUGGCGGCGUGUCACCUCAGCGGAGACCAGAUUGAUUAUAAAGCUAUUAGGGAUAUUGAAGUGGGGGAAGAGCUAUUGGUGUAUAUGAAGGAAGGAAUUUUCCCCGAGGGAUCGAUGGCACCAAACCUAGAAGACGAACAGAUGUACCGCUGUGAGGACUGUGACGAGCUGUUCACCUCGGCCCUGGAGCUGCAGCGGCACCAUAAGUGCUUUUGUUCCAGCGCCGGGUCCUUGUUCGACACUCUCAGCAACGAGGACUUCAAGCAGGACUGUGACGACAGCAACCACGAGUCUGUCCACGAGUGCAAGGACUGCGAGAAGAUCUUCCCCGACGAGUACAGUCUGGGCCAACACAUGAUUGUGCACACAGAGGAGCGAGAGUACAAGUGUGACCAGUGUCCCAAGGCCUUCAACUGGAAGUCCAACCUCAUCCGCCACCAGAUGUCCCACGACAGCGGCAAACACUUUGAGUGUGAAAACUGCGAUAAGGUACAGCACACCCGGCAUGUGUUCACGGACCCCAGCAACCUGCAGCGCCACAUCCGCUCGCAGCACAUAGGGGCGCGCACUCACACCUGCCCCGAGUGUGGAAAGACCUUCGCCACCUCCUCGGGCCUCAAGCAGCACAAGCACAUUCACAGUAGUGUCAAGCCCUUCAUCUGCGAGGUGUGCCACAAGUCCUACACGCAGUUCUCCAACCUGUGCCGCCACAAGCGCAUGCACGCCGACUGCCGCACCCAGGUCAAGUGCAAAGACUGUGGCCAGAUGUUCAGCACUACUUCCUCCCUCAACAAGCACCGGCGCUUUUGUGAGGGCAAGAACCAUUACGGCCCUGCCGGGGGCCUGUUUGCUCCCAGCAUCCCCAUGAGCAGCCCCAUCCUGGCCAAGUCCAGGUCCCAUCCCCACCACCACCAACCGGGACUCAACCACUCAGGUCUAGCCUUCCCUGACUACUUCCCCUCCCAGCCCCAUCUUCACGCCAGCCUAUCCUUCUCCCCCGGGCCACAUGGUUUUCCCUCGCUCUCCCAUGGCUUCCCGGGUCUCUUCGUCCCCUCGUUCUACCCCCGACCGCACUUACUGCCCCCCAGCCCAUUUCUGAAGAGCCCCCUGGGCAAGAACAGUAACAACGGUGGGAGCCAGGAGGGCAAGCUGCCUCACAGCCCCCUGGACGGGACUCCACUGUCUCUGAUCAGCUCCAUCAACAACAACAACAACGGAGGAAAUAGUCUCCUCAGCAGUCAGGAGAGGGAGGACAAAGAGAGGCUGGAGCUGGCGUACAGAGAAGUCAAGGCCAAAGCCAAGAUGUCGGAGGUGUCGGACGGCAGCGACCUGGAGGAAGUCAACACCACCAGCGGCACCGACCUGGACACCACCACCGGCACCGCUUCGUGUUCAGAGUUAGACAGCGACACCGAGAGUGAGCGGGAACAACGGGAGCGGAUCAGGAGCACAAAGAGAAGGAAGGAGGCAGGUGUUAGAGGGGUGGUGGGGACAGAUAGGGUGGGACAGGAUGGGCGGCCGGACACAGUGUCGGCGAUGUCCAGCUCGGUCAACCUGGCUUGCGAGCAGCCCUCCUUCCUCUCGGUCGCCUCCCAGCACUCCUUCUUUCCGCAUCCGGACGAGCAGGCGCUGCCCCCCACAGGGGCCACCGCUGCCACCGACUCCAUCAAGGCCAUCGCUUCCAUUGCCGAGAAGUACUUUGGCCCUGCGCUCAUGGGCCUGCAAGAGAAGAAUAUAGGCUCACUGCCCUGCCAUUCCAUGUUCCCUUUCAAGUUCCUACCCAACUUCCCUCACUCCCUCUACCCCUUCAACAAGCAGGCCGGUGCCCUCAAACCCGGCAUGUUCUUCAAGGCUGAGCCCAAGUCGCCUCGUGCGCAACAUCCGCCACCCAGCAAGAUGGCUGCCCCUCGCACUGGAGAGCCAUCGCCCUUCGACCUCACCACCAAGCCAAAGAAGGCCAAGUCGAAACUGCCGGCCCCCGCUAAGUCAACCCCAUCCAGCGGUAGCAGCAACACCACCCUCAUUCUCCCGGGGAAUGAGGAGCAGCCACUGGACCUCAGCAUCGGCAGCCACAGACGGGAUGUGCACAACGGGGUGCUGGCCCCUGAGCAGCCGUCCAGCCACAAGAACCAACGCAAGGAGGAGCACCCCGGCAGCCACCCGCACCAACACACCCAGCACCCCCAGGGCCACCCCCUCCACCAGCCCCUGCUGUCACAGCACCAGCAGCCCCUGGCCCAGCCGCCCCAGCAGCAGCCCUCCCUGCAUUACACCAAGCCCUCGCCCUUCUUCAUGGACCCAAUAUACAGCAGGGUGGAAAAGAGGAAGUUACUGGACCCUGUAGGAGCUUUGAAGGAGAAGUUCCUGAGGGCCAAUUCGCUUCUCUUCCAUCCACAGCUACAGUAUCUUUACCAUGGUACACCUUCUUUACCUCAGAUGUCAGCCAUGGAGAGCAUGACGGAGAAGCUGGAGAGCUUUGGCGCUCUCAAACUGGAUGCCUCGCCCAACUUGCUGCAGCACUCGGCCCGCCCACUCUUCAACUUCCGCUCUCCGCCGCCCUCCCUCUCCGACGCCAUCCUCCGCAAAGGCAAGGAGCGCUACACCUGCAGGUACUGUGGGAAGAUCUUCCCCAGGUCAGCUAAUCUUACCAGGCACUUACGGACACACACAGGGGAGCAGCCCUACAGGUGUAAAUACUGUGACCGCUCGUUCAGCAUCUCCUCCAACCUCCAGCGGCACGUACGCAACAUCCACAACAAGGAGAAGCCCUUCAGGUGUCACCUGUGCAACCGCUGUUUCGGCCAGCAGACCAACCUGGACCGCCACCUAAAGAAGCAUGAGCAGGAGAACCUGCCCGUGAGUGAACACUCUGGGAUCCUCUCCAACCUAGGAACCAACAUUUCCUCUCCCAACUCCGAGCCAGAUCACCUUUUAGAUGAGAAAGAGGACUCUUACUUCUCGGAAAUCCGCAACUUCAUUUCCAACAGCGAGAUGAACCAGGCAUCCAGCUCCACAGACAAGAGGUCAGAACUUGCGGAGGAGGAGCGUCUGUCGAGCCACGGCCUCUUCAGCUCCCGGGGGCUAGAGGAGGAGGAGGGAGACGAUGAAGAGGAGGAAGAAGGCAGCCUGACGGAGAAAUCUCAGGACGAAGCCCCCGAAUCCCCCUCCCCGAUCAGCAUGGUCACACCGGGGGCGUACGAAGACGAAGAGGAGGAGGAAGCCACACCGUUGGCUAUAAGCUACGAACACACCCGCAGGUGUAUAGAGGAGGACGGUGGGCUGUUAGACCUGGAGGCCCUACCCAGCUUCCCCAACGGUCUGGACCUGCAUAAGUCCAACAACGGCGAGGAGCCCCCCUUUGAUGUUAAAGUCAUUUUUAACACCGCCUCUCUCGAGUCAGAACCCCUGAAAGAGAUUCUGUACAGACAUGCUAAAACUCAGGCUUAUGCAAUGAUGCUGUCUUUGUCGGAGAACAGCCCUUUGCACGCGUCCUCCCAGAACGCACUGGAUGCCUGGCUGAGCAUGGGAAGGGGCCCGUCCGAGACGAGCAGCUUUUUCCCACUCUGCCACAUCUAAGAGAGUUAGGAGGAGGGAUGAAGCCUACUGCGGAGGAGAACUCAACAUCACAUAGUCCUGGCCUGAGAAGAGACAGGAUUUGUGGCUCCUGCCCUUCUGUGUGUGUGUGUGUGUGUGUGUGUGUGUGUGUGUGUGUGUGUGUGUGUGUGUGUGUGUGUGUGUGUGUUUUGUGUGCACGCCCACAUUCGUGCGUGUGUGUGUGUGUUUGUGCGUGUGAGUGUGUACGAGGGGCCUCUUAGAUAGACACUCGCAGGCAGAGAUCAAGGUAGCACUGCUCUGCCCAUGUCGAGGGGUGAAGGACAUCCCAGGAAGAACCACCCCACUCCAUUCCAGCGAAGCCCUCUAGUUGACCUCUCAGAGACAGUCAAGUUUGAGUAUGCCACUGCAUUACUAGGGGAGCAAAAUGUCUAUUCUACACAGUCUACCACAGCAAUUUCUCAAUAGCUUCAUAUACAGUGACAGUAGGUCUGGAAUAUGUGCAUUGCAUGUCCAUAGGGGGGCGCUCUUCUCACUCGGUGGGAGGAGCAAAAGUAUCAACACAUAAUGGCGGUGUAGUAGCUCGUUCACCCACCCACCCCUGUCCUCCUCAUCUGAUCAAAUGACUUCACGCUCUUCUUUCCUGUUUGAGAUCAGUAAUACCACAAUGCUAAAUGUUACAGCAGGAAACGGCACUCUGGUUUAUAAAGAAAGUACAGGAUGAUGAUGUCAUGGAGAUUGACCCACCCCCAACAUAUAAUGUCCAUUGCAGAGGACAAAGUCUGGACUUCAACAGUUGUCUGGUGAGCAAGAGGUUUUAAAUUGACGUCCAUUGAUUAGAGUAGGGCUAAAUGUAUUUUCCCCUCUUUUUCUCCUCUGUUAACUUGAUUCCGUUUUGUGUUUUGCUUUUUGAUAAGCAAUAUUGUCUAUUUUUAGACACCUCCAUGCUCAAAUGUUAAUAUAAAUGUAUAAAUAGUGAAGGACCAAAAUUGUAUGAUAUUGUUGUAUGAUGUACAAAAUAACCUGGACGUUCAUAGCGAGAGUGGUAUGUGCCAAAUAACCCGACAAGCAUUUCUUUUUCAAGGGGUUUUCAUAGCUGUCAAAGUUGAUGUGAUUACCUUCUUCUAUAUUUAAUUUAAAGACUGGGUGGAUUCUAUUUAUUUGGGGAAACAUUUUGGGGUCACGAUUGGAGACAAGUGACAAAUGAAAAAGUAUUUUUCUCUCUCUUUUACCUGUUGUUGAAGGAAUGAAAUUGAAUCGAAAUGCAAGCGAGAUUGUGAGUCUCGGUUCCAAUGUUUUUUUGUGUCAAGACCAGUGUGCCAAAUUGGAAAGAAACCAUGAAAUCAGAUGCUUUUAUUUAUAGUGACAUGGUAGUUCUAGAUUGUUUAGAUCAGUGGUUCCCAACCAGGGGUACUAGGACCCCUGGGGGGUACUUGGUCUUUCCACAGGGGGUACUUGAGAAGACCAUGGGCCUACUGGUAAAAUGCACAUGAGGGGGUACUUCAGGGGUACUCCGGCCAGAGCAAAAUUCAGUCGGUGGUACAAUAACUGAAAAAGGUUGGGAACCACUGAUUCAGAUCAUGUUUGCAAUGUUGUGUCUAUCGUGAGGUUUGAUGAUUCUCGCUUCAGUUGAGAACAUUUCAACCAGUAUGCUGAGUGUUUUGUGUUCAAGGUGGUUGAAUUUUUACUUUGGCUAUUUUGGAAAUUGCAGCCUUUACUAUGAUUGUCAGGUGAUUUGGAUGCCACGGCUUUGUAUUGUUAGCUUGUAAUUGAUCCGAAGUUUGAGCAAAUCCGUUUUACUCCACAAUAAAUCCCAUCAACAUGUAAACUAAAUCCGUUUAUCAGUGCUCCGAUUCUGCGUGAAUGGUUUCAUUUUGUAGGGAUUCUUAUUUUCAAAUGUGACCAUGUGGUUUUAGAAAAGAACAUCUCAGAAUGCCCAUCAUAGAUAAAAUAGACAUUAUUUGUCAGAUAGUGUCCAACUACAGUGUACCAUGCCAUCAUAUUUCCACUCUUUAGUUGAAGGGUCUGUGCUAUCCGGGAUCCUUGGGACGUCCCUACCCCAUUGAAAUUGAAAUGUAAAAUGGUUAAGGUAAGGGUUAGGUAAGGGUUAUGGUUAUGGUUAUAAGUUAAGGUAGAAGUUAGGGUUUAGGGUAUGGACGUCCCAAGGAUUCCGGAAUAGCACUGACCUUACUUGAAGUAGCUUUACUCUCAGGGUCAAAUGGUUCUGUAAGUAGUAUUGACUCUAGUGACUUGCCUGGUUAAAUAAAAAAAAAAGUAAAUAGCUUGAUGGUUCACCCCUUACUUCAGCUGUGUCUGAGAUGUAUUUAUUGUCUGUAAGGGGGUUUUAACACCCAGCAUAACACAUUUACUGUACUGUGAGGAGUAAACGUGGCUGGCCUCACUUAAAACAACGAUGACCCUGGGAAGAAAUCUAGAUCUAACUGAAGCACUGUAAUCCUUUGUUUUGUCAGCAGGUGGCAGGGUCAUACUAGUUCUGCUGCAUAAAUCCUCUUAAGGAUCCACCACUUUUUUUAAACAUUUUUGUCUAAAAUGACAUACCCAAAUCUAACCGCCUGUAGCUCAGGCCCUGAAGUAAGGAUAUUCAUAUUCUUGAUACCAUUUGAAAGGAAACACUUUGAAGUUUGUGGAAAUGUACUACUGUAGUAAGUGUGUGCUGUUAUGGAUCCACAUUGAAGUCAAAGGUCACAUUGCCAGCUUUUGAUAGGAUCUGGCAAUAUUGGUCCCAAACUGGUCACUUCAGAAUCCGGUUGCUGUUCUUCCCCCAUUGUUACAGGAAAAAGUACAAAAUAAUAUGGUUUAUUUUUAACUGUAUAGACAGGUUGUUUGUUCAGAAAUUAAACCGCUGUGUUCGUAACUAUGGGGCCAAACAGGGGAUGGCUUAGAUUGUUGACAACAUGUAAACUAUAUGUCGUCUCCAACGUUUAUUGAAAACAUAAAUACAUUUGCACAAUGAGCAAUUGUUGUCUCUCAAAUACAUAGUUACAGUUGUUGGUUAGCUAGCUAGCACAUUUUUUGCCAUAUUGACAUUAGAAGUGACAUCAAUCAAAACACCUCAAACAAAGACAUGGUAUCAAGAACGAAGUAAAACUAGCUGAAACGAGUCACCCACGAUUCACCACAUGUCAGCUUCUCGUUGCUAGCUAGCUAUGUGACCAUCCAGAAUCACAACACACAGACGUCUGCCCCAUUGAAGUGCGCUCAUCGUUUUCAUUAUGUUUUCAGCAAACCAGUCUAUAGUAUUUUAAUAACAAACAAUGUUGCAUCAUGUCCGAAAAAUUCUAUGAAAAAAAAAUGGGUUAAAUGGAUGGUGCUCGUUUCAUUUGAAUCUGAGUUGUAUCACCUCUGUUAUGUUUAUUAAAAAUAUAAAUUGUGCAUGACGUGUUUAGCGGUCAUAAUGAUGUCCAUUUGUGAAAUGUGUAUCUUAAAUUUAAAAAUGAAAUGUAAACAAAAAUGAAUCCGUAGAUGCACUUAUUGUACGUGGUUUGGUUAGUAGGUUUGACUUCAAACCCUUACAAAUGUAUUGGGCAAGUGGUUCUUAAAUGAUUACAAAAAAGCUUGUGGCAGAGAGAUGUAUUUUUUUUUUUAAAUGAAAGGAUUGUAGAAUAAUAUUGAACAAUUCUGAAAUUGCAGUUUUUGUAAUGCUUGUGAUUAUUGAAGAAGUGUAAUGGAAAUUAUAUGAUUCUGAUGUUAAUUCUGUAGAAUAGAAAUGUAUACCAAAUGUAAUCUUUCCAAUGUUAUGAAGAAUUUAUACAUGAAAUUGAUAUGCAAUAAAACCUGUGUGCUUUUUA
Molecule: messenger RNA, 8190 nt
Organism: Salvelinus fontinalis (brook trout)
Lineage: Eukaryota; Metazoa; Chordata; Actinopteri; Salmoniformes; Salmonidae
Product: histone-lysine N-methyltransferase PRDM16-like
Exons: 17
Coding region: 239-4405 (1388 amino acids)
Cellular component (GO): nucleus
Molecular function (GO): protein binding; histone H3K9 methyltransferase activity
Source: RefSeq, a predicted model, not a curated record